AUGCUCAACGCUUUCAAUGCCCAUUCAAUCUUCGAGCUAGCCCCGAAAGAGCGUUUCAAGAUUGAAUCGCUGCUAGCUUACGGUUCGUCUUUCUCGCCUUUCUCCACCCUGAUGGGGGAGGGGGCCACGGCUAACGAAGGCUCUACAGGUGACAAGCUUCUUUUAGGCCUCUCAAACGGUACCCUUCGGCAUUACAAGGUUCUGUCCCCGGAUUCGGACCAGAUCUCCUUGGAGCUCUUGCGCAACAUCGACAAGUUCUCCCGACGAUCGAUAGAACUGCUCGCGUGCAUCAAGGAAGUGCAGAUUCUGGUUUCCCUCAGCGACAACUAUGUUCACAUUCACGACCUGAACGAAUUCACCCUUACCGAAACCCUGACGAAGACGAAAGGCGCCUCAACUUUUGCCGUCACGAGUAAUAUCGAACGGGACGAAAAGACCCAGAUUCCCAGCAUUGUGAGUCGGUUAGCUAUCGGCAUUAAGAAGCGGCUGCUGCUCUACUCGUGGCAUGACGAGGAGUUCUUGGAAGGGAAGGAGGUGGUCUUGAGUGGCGCCGUGAGGUCGCUCACCUGGGCUUCCGGGAGAAAGGUUGUCGUGGGACUCGCCGGUGGGUUUGUUGUGAUUGAUGUGCGGACUGGGGUCACGAAGGAGAUCGCUCCACCAGAAACGAAGGGUGGCGGAGCCUCUGGGCCUGUUAGCAGCGAAGCCGCUGGAUGGGGAGCUUAUAUGGGAAUGGGAGGAUGGGGGUCCAAACCCUUGAGUACCCAUUUGGGCGGAGAUGACCUUUUACUGGUGAAGGACUGUGAGUAUACUGGUACUCUUGAUCUGCAUUGCUUCGCGUCUAACCGAUUUGGCAAUUGCAAGCUACGACCUUAUUCGUUGACUCGGAGGGCGCAAUUAUUCCAAACAGGCGACCAGUGCCAUGGCCAGCCUCUCCAGAUGCGGUCGCCUUUUCAUAUCCGUACUUGGUAUCCCUGAGCACCGCCAAGCAACAUCUCGAAGUUCGCAACCCAUCCACAUAUGCCCUGCUUCAAACCAUCCACCUGAAUAACGUCUCAAUACUCCACGUGCCCCCGCCGAAUGUAUCACUUGUCCACGCUGGUAAGCUAUUUUAUAUCGGCUCCUCGAGCCAGGUCUGGCGGAUGACUGCGGCAGACUACGAGACACAAAUCAAGCAGUUGAUAGAAGGGGAUCAUCUCGACGAAGCUAUAAGUCUUCUUGAAAUCUUGGAAAGUGUGCUCCUAAACAGCAAAGGAGAGCAGCUUCGAGAAGUGAAGAUGCUGAAGGCAGAGCGACUAUUCGAAAGGAGGAAAUACCGUGAAAGCAUGGACCUAUUCACUGAAGUGUCGGCCCCCCCUGAAAGAGCAAUAAGGCUAUUCCCAAAAGUUAUCGCUGGCGAUCUGUCCGUAUGUGAUACUACUACCAGCGACUCCGUCAAUUCUGGCGAGGUGGCGAAUGGUUCUGAUGCUGCAAGUCGAUCUGGAACCCCCGAGUGCGAGGCUUGCUCAACAGUUGAACCCAUUACGCCGAAGAAGUCGGGGACACCCCCUCCACUGAACGGAAAGCCACCAACACCAAUACCAAAGAAGCUGAAUGGAGCAAAUCCCGAAACUUCUUCCAUCCGGAGUAUAUCCCUGACCAAAAAGGUCGGCGAUGCCAGUUCCAUAUUCAACUUCGGAGGAGGGAGGGGCCAUGUGGAUGACGACGCAGCGAGCAUCGCCGUAAAACACACAGAAACCAUCUCAGAUGGCUCCCCGGUCUUACAAGGCCCCGAGCUCGAGAAAGCCGUGGAUCACCUCUCGGCACACCUAAACGACACCCGUCAAGCGCUAUCAAAAUACUUCCACUCGGAUGGCGCUCUCCGCGGCGACCCCGCAAAUAUAAUUUCCAAAGCCUCCAGCACCUCCGGCACAAACCGCGACCCCUUUGAAGCCAGCUUCCUUGCCGCCGGCAAACCUUUAGAUGGGUCCUCGGAGGCUUGUGCCGAACGAACCGAAAAACUCCUCACUGCCGCCCGUUUGGUCGACACAACUCUCUUCAAGAUCUACAUCAUCGCGCGGCCCGGUCUAGUCGGUCCAUUUGUGCGCAUCCAAAAACACGGUGACCCAGAAGUCUUCAGCGAGAAACUCCGUGAGCUCGGGAGAUUCACGGAACUCAUUGACUUUCUCUACCAGCGGGAGCUACACCGCGAAGCGCUCGAACUUCUCCUACAGUUUGGCAAGGGCCCGGAGGAUGAGCGUGCCCCCUCGCUUUGCGGACCUCGCAGGACAAUCGCCUACUUGCAAAGUUUGAAAUCGAAUCACAUAGACCUCAUCCUCGAGUUCUCGCAAUGGCCACUAGAAGCGGACCCCAGUUUCGGCAUGGAGAUAUUCACGGCCGACAGCGAGAAUGCUGAAUCCCUGCCCCGCUCAAAAGUCGUCGAGUACUUACAAUCCCGCUCCACCGGUUCCGCGAUCCAGUACCUCGAACACGUGAUUCACGAAUUGGGUGACCAGACGCCCGAGUUCCACACGCGGUUGAUCUGGCUCUACUUGAACAUGCUGAAGCAGAGGCCCGAUUCUGCGCACCACAGUGAGAAGUUACUUGGGUUUUUGACGGCGAGUAAACAGUACCGUAGUGAGAAAGUCCUGGGCUGGUUGCCCAGGGAGGACCCGGCGUUUUACGAAGCGAGGGCGAUUGUCCUAAGGAAUAUGGGUCAGCACAAGGCUGCGCUGGAGAUUUAUGUCUUUAAGCUACACGAUCAUGUUAAAGCUGAAGAGUACCCUCCCCCCUCCCUUCCACUGCUGGUGCUAACGAAAAACAGAUAUUGCAAACAAAUCCACCUAACAUCCACCACCACCCCUACAAUUUAUCAUACCCUCCUCACACUCUACCUCCGCCCCCCGCCUCCACACACCCCUCACCUAGCACCGGCAUUAACCCUACUCUCCCGCCAUGGUGCCCGCCUCGAAGCCUCAGAGACUCUAGCCCUCAUCCCAGAGGGGACAACAAUGGCCUCGCUGGAAUCAUAUUUCCAAUCACGCAUUCGGACCGCAAAUUCCAAAGCCAGUACCGGGCGAUUAACCGCAAUGCUGAGGAAGAGUUACCUAGUGGACGUGCAAGACCGCCUGCUGAAGGAGCAGGGAGUCGCUGUAGUCGUGGGUGAGGAGAGGAGUUGUGGCGUUUGUCAUAAGAGGUUGGGGGCAAGUGUGCUCUGGAGAUUGGCGAGGUGA
Molecule: messenger RNA, 3209 nt
Organism: Tuber aestivum (summer truffle)
Lineage: Eukaryota; Fungi; Ascomycota; Pezizomycetes; Pezizales; Tuberaceae
Source: the annotation of a GenBank genome assembly